Juglans regia (Persian walnut) is the source of this 1023-nucleotide messenger RNA. RefSeq names its product senescence-specific cysteine protease SAG39-like. The transcript has 2 exons. The record is from RefSeq and is a predicted model, not a curated record. Gene Ontology annotation, molecular function: cysteine-type endopeptidase activity. The coding region runs from base 1 to 1023 and encodes 340 amino acids. Lineage: Eukaryota; Viridiplantae; Streptophyta; Magnoliopsida; Fagales; Juglandaceae. Gene Ontology annotation, cellular component: lysosome.
AUGGCUUUGAUAACUGGAAGAGCAUUGAUCCUCCUCACACUGUUAGGGAUAUGGGUUGCCCAAGCCACUUCCCGCACGUUGCAUGAAGCUUCCAUGUUGGAGAGGCACGAGGAAUGGAUGGCUCUUUAUGGACGCACUUACAAGGAUAGUGCAGAGAAGGAAAUGCGUUUCAAGCUUUUCAAGCUCAACGUGGAGUUCAUCGAGUCUUUCAACAAUGAUGGAAAUCGGCCUUAUAAGCUAAGCAUCAAUGAAUUUGCUGAUCAAAGUAAUGAAGAAUUCCGGGCCCUUCACAAUGGAUACAAAAGGUCCUCCAAUCUCAGGUCAUUUCCAAUGACACCAUUUAGGUAUGAGAACGUGACUGCAGUGCCAUCUAGCAUUGAUUGGAGAGCAAAAGGAGCCGUCACCGCCAUUAAGGACCAGAAAACAUGUGGAUGCUGCUGGGCAUUUUCUGCUGUUGCAGCCACGGAGGGUAUCACCCAAAUCACAACAGGAAACUUGAUCUCUCUUUCAGAGCAAGAAUUAGUUGAUUGUGACACCAGCGGUGAAGACCAAGGCUGCGAGGGUGGCCUGAUGGAUGAUGCAUUUGAAUUUAUCAUCCAAAACAAAGGCCUUACAACUGAAGUAAAGUACCCAUACAAGGGAGUGGAUGGAACUUGUAACGAUAACAAGGCAGCAUCCCAUGCGGCCACCAUCAAAAGCUAUGAAGAUGUGCCUGCCAACAGUGAGCAAGCACUGCUCAAGGCAGUUGCCAACCAACCAAUUUCUGUCGCCAUUGAUGCGAGUGGCUCUGCUUUUCAGUUUUACUCGAGCGGAGUCUUCACUGGAGAGUGUGGAACAGAACUGGACCAUGGUGUGACUGCAGUUGGUUAUGGGACAACAACCGAUGGGACUAAGUACUGGUUAGUGAAGAAUUCAUGGGGUACCAGUUGGGGUGAAAAGGGAUAUAUUAGAAUGAAGAGAGACAUUGAUGCUCCGGAAGGUCUAUGCGGCAUUGCCAUGGAGUCUUCCUAUCCCGUUGCUUGA